Messenger RNA from Yamadazyma tenuis ATCC 10573, 1316 nucleotides. The record is from RefSeq and is a predicted model, not a curated record. Lineage: Eukaryota; Fungi; Ascomycota; Pichiomycetes; Serinales; Debaryomycetaceae.
AUUUUCAACUCACACCCACAAUCAACCAUGACUGUGUCAAUAGAUAAUUCGUACGUGCACGAGGGUGGAAUCAAGCCUUACUUCGAGCAACAGAUCCAGGACACCGAGAUCCUGGUGCAGAACACCACCGAAAAUUUACGUCGGUUGGAGGCCCAACGAAACAAGUUGAACAACAAAGUGCGCCAGUUGAAGGACGAAUUGCGUUUACUUCAAGAGCCCGGCUCAUACGUCGGAGAGGUCAUCAAGGUGAUGGGCUUGAAUAAGGUGUUGGUGAAAAUCCACCCGGAAGGAAAGUACAUUGUGAAUGUCAGUAAGGAUAUUGAUAUCAAGAAGUUGACGCCCAGUUUGCGAGUAUGCUUAAAGGCCGACUCGUACGACUUGCACAAGAUUUUACCCAACAAAGUCGACCCGUUGGUGUCGUUGAUGAUGGUGGAGAAGGUUCCUGACUCGACCUACGACAUGGUGGGAGGCUUGGAUAAACAAAUCAAGGAAAUCAAGGAAGUGAUCGAGUUACCUGUGAAGCACCCCGAAUUGUUUGAGAGCUUGGGGAUUGCUCAGCCCAAGGGGGUCAUUCUCUACGGACCUCCUGGAACCGGUAAGACGUUGUUGGCCCGGUCCGUGGCCCACCACACCGAAUGUAAGUUUAUUCGUGUGUCUGGAAGUGAGUUGGUCCAGAAGUACAUUGGAGAAGGGUCUCGAAUGGUGAGAGAGUUGUUUAUCAUGGCGCGGGAACACGCUCCUUCGAUCAUAUUCAUGGACGAAAUCGACUCCAUUGGAUCUUCCCGAGUUGAAGGUUCAAGUGGGGGGGAUUCAGAGGUACAAAGAACUAUGUUGGAGCUAUUGAACCAGUUGGACGGAUUUGAGAGCUCUAAGGACAUUAAGAUCAUCAUGGCCACCAACCGAUUGGAUAUCUUGGACCCAGCGUUGUUAAGACCCGGUAGAAUCGAUAGGAAAAUCGAAUUCCCAGCCCCAACCGUGGCUGCCAGAGCCGAUAUCUUAAAAAUCCACUCGCGGUCCAUGAACUUGACUAGAGGCAUCAACUUGCGCAAGAUCGCAGAGAAGAUGAACGGGUGCUCGGGAGCUGAUGUCAAAGGAGUCUGUACAGAGGCUGGAAUGUAUGCAUUGAGAGAAAGAAGAAUCCACGUGACCCAGGAGGACUUUGAGUUGGCGGUCGCCAAGGUCAUGAGUAAAAACGACGAGGGUGCUGUGUCACUUGCCAAGUUGUUCAAGUAGAGUAGUAGUGUAGCCAGUAACAAAUACAAACACAAACACAAACACAAACACAAACACCAGAUCAUCCUGCUCGCUCUAGCCCC